CUGAAACUGACAUGAGACGAGCAUCCUUUUUCAGUGUUGACUAUUCCAAUCACACAUUGGUGGGCGGAGUUAGUGUAAAUAGCUUUUGCCAAAAAGGCGGGCUAAUUUGCAUUUAGUGUAAAUAGACACUCCGAUUAUUGGCGCAAUGUCUGACCCUUGCAGACAUCAAAAAUUAUUCAACUGGAAAAAAAAAAGAAAAGGUUGCAUGGAAAAACACUUCCUUCCUAAUGAUGACUAUCAUUUAGAUUCAAGAAGUCAAAAGUUCAGAAUGAGAUCAUCAUUUUUUUUAAUCUCAUAAACGGAUGUUGGUUAUACGUCAAUGAUGAGACUGUGAGAGAAACAUAAAUAAACUUUGACAUACUGUACAACUUUUCUAUGACCCUUCACGCUGAUAUAGCUGUGGAAAAGCCUUUGUGAAUCUCAAGGGAACUUCUGCUGUUAAAACGGGGAUAUCUGUAGGAAUAACACCAAAUCAGACUAAAUCUUAGAAGACACCGGGAAACACACAGACGUUUGUGAGUCCAUUCCCGUGCAAAAUGACAAACCAUUUGGUGAUUUUAGCCGUCUACAUCCUGACGUUUCUGAUCGGCCUUCCUGCCAAUCUGCUGUCCAUUUGCACGUUCUUUAAGAAACUGAGUGACAAACCCAGUCCGAAUGACAUCCUGCUCUUCAGCCUGACGGCUUCUGACUUGGUUUUCCUACUCUUUCUGCCCUUCAAGAUGUACGAAGCCGCCAUUGGCAUGAAAUGGUAUUUAUCCCAGACCCUGUGCUCCGUUGCAUCUUAUGUCUAUUUCACCACCAUUUACACCAGCUCCCUGUUGCUCAUGGCUAUAGCCAUUGACCGCUACAUAGGGCUGAGGUUUCCGUUCAGGUACAGACUUUUGCAUAAGCCGCUUUACGCCGCAACAGGAAGCGUCAUCAUCUGGCUGGUCAGCGCUGCCCAUUGCAGCAUCGUAUUCAUCACUGUCCACAUGCCAGAUCCGGACGCCACCUUUCCCAAAAUGGUCUGCUACGAAAACUUCACCGAGAAGCAAAAGAAGACCUUGUUACCAGUUCGACUCGAAAUGUUUGUGGUUCUAUACAUGCUGCCACUCUUAGUUUCUAUCUUCUGCUAUAGCAACUGCAUCUACAUCCUGUACAGCAGGCCUCAUAUAAGUAAAGAGAAAAAGCAAAGGGCCAUUGGCAUGGCGUUGUGCACACUGACCAUCUUUUUACUCUGUUUUUUACCCUACAACUUGUCCCAUCUGGUGGGGUUCAGCAGCAACAACAGCCCAUGGUGGAGGUACUACACGCUCCUGCCCAGCACCCUCAACACCUGUCUGGAUCCGUUCGUGUUUUACUUCUCCUCCUCCACUUUCCGUGAAAGCAAAACGGUUUCUUUACUUAAGAAUUGGUGUUUUAGACAUAAGAAGACUAAAAAGAGUGAAACUGAACUUGUAAUUGUGGCAAAAUGAACAUCAGUUAUGACUUCAUGCAAAUUGCAAGAUCUAUGUAUUCAUUUAAUAACUUUAAAUAUCCAUUCAUUAUUUAAGGAUUGAUACAUUUGGCAUAGUUCUUUUCUAAAGUUUGGGGUUGUUAAGAAUUUUAAUGUUUUUAAAGAAGUCUCUUAUGCUCGCCAUUUGUUUGAUCAAACAUACGGUAAAAAUCUGAAAUAUUAUUGCAAUUUAAAACAACUGUUUUCUGUCUGAAUAUAUUUUGAAGUGUAAUUUAUUUCUGUGAUGCAAAGCUGAUUUUUUUUUUUUUAGCAUCAUUACUCUUCAGUGUCACAUGAUCCUUCAGAAAUCAUUCUGAUAUGCUGAUUUCAUUAAGUUUCAUUAAAAUACUCUGAAUAU
Onychostoma macrolepis is the source of this 1832-nucleotide messenger RNA. RefSeq names its product free fatty acid receptor 2. The record is from RefSeq and is a predicted model, not a curated record. Gene Ontology annotation, cellular component: plasma membrane. Gene Ontology annotation, molecular function: G protein-coupled receptor activity. NCBI's taxonomy places the organism in Eukaryota, Metazoa, Chordata, Actinopteri, Cypriniformes, Cyprinidae. The transcript is spliced from 3 exons. Gene Ontology annotation, biological process: G protein-coupled receptor signaling pathway; cellular response to fatty acid. Bases 537 to 1454 code for a protein of 305 amino acids.